Anopheles coluzzii is the source of this 2678-nucleotide messenger RNA. Its product is annotated as ATP-binding cassette sub-family F member 3. Bases 410 to 2617 code for a protein of 735 amino acids. Gene Ontology annotation, molecular function: ATP binding; ATP hydrolysis activity. NCBI's taxonomy places the organism in Eukaryota, Metazoa, Arthropoda, Insecta, Diptera, Culicidae. The record is from RefSeq and is a predicted model, not a curated record. The transcript is spliced from 5 exons.
ACACGGAUAAAGCGGAUUUGGUGGAGGGAGACGGUUUCGCAUUGCUUCGGCAGGGUUGAUCGACAUUUGAUCGGUUUGGCGUUGCUCAAACGCGCACGUAGUCCGGAAAACAAUUGUUACGGGACCGCGAUUGGUGCGGCUGUCAUCGGCGCAGAAGGAAUCACCCGACAGGGAAAAACAAAGCACUUUUCACCAAAUCCUUCCACGAGUGGUGCAUUCCAUCGCGAUACCGCAUCUAGCCGGCGAACAGAAGCGUCUCCCAGCUCUCCGCCAUCGUCCUCGGACAGAGAGAGCUGUCCGCUGGUUGCCCCCGUGUGAUCCGUCCGACGUCCCACGACACCCUCCGGCACACUUUCUCCUGGUGGUCAGUGCCUGCCAACGAAGCACACGCCAUCACCAGCCAAGCGCGAUGUCGGCAGCAGCGUGUACGGCCGUGCUGAAGCGAGAGUUCCCGUCGAUCGAUGGCGAGCUGCUGUCGUACGUGGAAACCGUCCUGCAGAGCAGCGCGGACGAGUUCGAGAACGGCGAGGAGGUGUACGAAGCGGUCGGCGAGAUACUGCACGAGGUGGCACAGGACAAGUCCGAGGACGAUGUGCGCGAGAUUUGCGACAAAUUUCUGCGGCUGCUAAAGCCCUCGAACGGCUCGCUCGGUGAGAAUGGGGACGGGGAGGGCGAUGGUGGCGGUGGAGGAGGUGGUGGCGGUGGCGGCGGUGGUCCCAAGCACAAGAAGAUUCUGUCCGCCCCGAUCAAUCUGGGCGAGAUGGCGGCCACGCAGGAGAUCGCGAACGACGACAUACAGAGCAUCUGGGUGGUGCAGCGGGACGACAGCCUGAAGGUGGACAGCAAAAAGCUGGAAAAGGCGGAAGCGAAGCGCCAGCAAAAGCUGGAGAAGCGGCAGGAAGUGAAGGCGGCGGCGGCGGCCACCGCAGCGACUGCGCCGGUCCUGCAGACGGCCACCGCCUCGCAGGUGAUCAGCAAGAAGGACAACAAAAUGGAAUCGAAGGGCACGAACCGGUCGAUGGACAUACGGAUCGACAACUUCGACGUGUCGUUCGGCGACAAGACGCUGCUGCAGAACGCGGAUCUGCUGCUGGCGUCCGGCCGGCGGUACGGGUUCGUCGGCCGGAACGGGCUGGGCAAGACGACGCUGCUGAAGAUGAUCUCCGGCAAACAGCUGCAAAUCCCCAGCCACAUCUCGGUGCUGCACGUCGAGCAGGAGGUGGUGGGCGACGAUACGACCGCGCUGGACAGCGUGCUCGAGGUCGACACGGUGCGGACGGAGCUGUUGCAGCGCGAGCGGGACCUAAACGCGCAGAUAGCGGCCGGUUCGACCGACGCCAACCUUGGCAACGAGCUGUCCGAGGUGUACAAUCAGCUGCAGACGAUCGAAGCGGACAAAGCGCCGGCCCGUGCCUCCAUCAUCCUGAACGGGUUGGGCUUCACGAAGGAGAUGCAGGCCCGUGCGACCCGCACCUUCUCGGGUGGGUGGCGUAUGCGACUGGCGCUCGCCCGGGCCCUCUUCUCCAAGCCCGAGCUGCUGCUGCUCGACGAACCGACGAACAUGUUGGACAUCAAGGCAAUCAUCUGGCUGGAGAACUAUCUGCAGAACUGGCCCACGACGCUGCUGGUCGUGUCGCACGACCGGAACUUCCUCGACACCGUACCGACCGACAUCCUGUACCUGCACUCGAUGCGCAUCGAAACGUUCAAGGGUAACUACGAGCAGUUCGACAAGACGCGCACCGAGCGGCACAAGGCGCAGCGGCGCGAGUACGAGGCACAGCUGGCCCACCGGAACCACGUGCAGGAGUUUAUCGACCGGUUCCGCUACAAUGCAAACCGAGCGGCUAGCGUACAAUCGAAGAUUAAGAUGCUGGAAAAGCUGCCCGAGCUGAAACCGGUCGAGAAGGAGAUCGAGGUGACGCUGAAGUUCCCCGAGGUGGAACCGCUCAAUCCGCCGGUGAUGACGCUGAACGAGGUGCAGUUUAAGUACAGCGCGGACAAGGUGAUAUUUACCAGCGUCAAUUUGGGUGCUAAUCUCGACUCGAGGAUAUGUAUCGUCGGUGAAAACGGUGCCGGUAAGACGACGCUGCUGAAAAUCGUGGUCGGCCUGCUGCAACCGACCGGCGGGCUGGUGCACAUGCAUCGUGGCCUUCGGCUCGGCUACUUCUCCCAGCACCACGUCGACCAGCUCGACAUGACGGUGAACAGCGUGGAGCUGCUGCAGAACGCGUACCCGGGCAAACCGAUCGAAGAGUAUCGGCGCGUGCUCGGCAGCUUCGGCGUGUCGGGCGAUCUGGCGCUGCAGGUCGUCGCCAGCCUGUCCGGAGGGCAGAAGUCGCGCGUCGCGUUCGCCAAGAUGUGCAUGGGCCGGCCGAACUUCCUCGUGCUGGACGAACCGACCAACCAUCUCGACAUCGAAACGAUCGAGGCGCUCGGCAAAGCAAUCAACAAGUACACCGGUGGAGUUAUACUCGUGUCUCACGACGAACGGCUGAUUCGCAUGAUUUGCAAGGAGCUGUGGGUUUGUGGCGGCGGUACGGUCAAGAGUAUCGAGGGCGGAUUCGACGAGUACCGGAAGAUUGUGGAGCGCGAGCUGGAAGCAUUGGCUGCGUAAUGUUCUCCUGCUAAUACGACUAAAACCCCCUCAAACUGGACCUACCAUCUCCCAACCUACC